AUGGGUAUCUUUUCGUGGCGUUCUUCCGCGCAGCGGCAGCAGCAAAAGGAGCUGCGCGCACUGCAGCAAAAUGUUGCAGCAGCAAAUGCAGCAACACCUGAUGCGUCUGCUGCAGCACAACAGGCCCUAGCAGCAACUAUCCCGAGGCCUUAUGGGUCUACUUCAAAUCGUGAUCGUGUAGCAGCAGCAGCAGCAGCAGCAGCAGCAGCAGGAGCUGUUGCUUCUGCUUGUGAGGAUCUUGGGAGGGCGCGAGCUGUUGCACAGGUGCUGGUGCAGCAGCGACUGCUGCAGCCAGCUGCUGCAGCAGACAGCAAGCUUCUUGCGCUGCUACUGUUGCUGCAGCUGCUAGAGGCAUCAAGUUACUUCCGCUUAGUUGCUGCAUUGCUGCCAGUUGCUGCAGCACAGUCUUCGCUGCCGCGCAGCAGCGGCCGCAGCAGCAGCAGCAGAGGUGCUGCUGCAGCAUUAACAGCUUCCCUUCCGUUAAGUCAAUGGCUGCAGCAGUUUGCUGCUCUCGUGCUGCUGCGGACUCCUCGCCCUGUGUCACGGAGGAAGCAGCCGCUGCAGCAGCAGCAGAAGCAGCAAGCACUAGCAGCACAAGCACGUCUAAAGGUUCUUUUCCCUGCAGGGACAACAGAGGCGGAGUUGUGCUGCUGCGGUUCUCUUGCUGCUCGGUGUAUAUACACUGCAGCAGCAGCGGCAGCAGCAGCAGCAGAUCCUCCCGCGCUGCAGCACGAACUUAAGAGAUCUGCUGCAGCAAUGCAUGCAUUAGGCAUAGAAACGUCUCCUUUGCUGCCUGAGGGAGAGAUUGCUGCUGUCUGCGGCUCCUCUGCACAGGUGCUGCUGCAGCAGCACCAGCAGAUGCUGCUGCGCUGCAGACAGGAUACGCUGCAGAUUACCAACUCCCCACACCAGAUGCAGCAACAGCAGCAGCUGCUGCUGCAGCAGCAACAGCUGCAACAACAGCAGCAGCAACAACAGGGACGCAGCACACAGGCUAACACUGUAUCAUCGAGUGCAGCAAUCGAUAUGCACAUUGCUGAGGUCCUCUCGAGCAUGGAGUUGCUGCAGGAGUUGCUGCAGCAGCCAACAGCUGAGGGGAUGGUUAUGAUUGAAUCUAUGAAGGAGCAGCUGCUGCAGCAGCAGCAGCAGCUGCAACAAGACGCAGCACAAGUUGUUGAUGAAGGCCGCCUUGAUCGCUUUGCGGAUUUGUCAAAGGUGCUUGACAACGUGGAGACAACUCUGCAGAACGUGCAGGCGGUGCGGCAGCAGCUUGAGCAGGAGCAGCAGCAACAGCAGCAGCAGCAGCAGGAACUCCAACAACGGCAGCAGCAAGAGCAGCUGCAACAGCAGCAGGAACAACAGCGGCAGCAGCUGGAACAGCAACAGCAGCAACAGCAACAGGAACAGCAGCGGCAGCAGCAACCGGAAUUGAACCAACCGAAGGACGAAGGUGGUGCUGUAGCUGCAGCUGCACCAGAAGGACCAGCACCACCAGCACCACCAGCAACAGCACCAGCAGCAGCAGCACCAGCAACAGGCCCCAUAGCAGCAGCAGCAACACCACCACCACCAGGAACAGGCCCCAUAGCAGCAGCAGCAGCACAGGAAGACACGCAAACAGCUUCUUUAUCUCUCUUUCCUUCUGAUGGCCCCACAAGUAGCACAGAUGUGCGUACGCCUCUCCAUUCAGAUCCAAUAGAGCUGGAGUCUCCCGCUGCAGCACCAGCAGCAGCAACACCAGCAGCAGCAGCAGCUGCUGCUGCUGUUACGACUCCAGCUGCAGACGAGCUUAUGCUGUUCCCGCUUGCCGAUGAGCCAGUGGAUACAGCGCAACAGCAGCAGCAGCAGCAGCAGCAGCAGCAGCUUCAAGAGACACAAUGGGCACAGCCUCAGGAGGUGCAGCAGGAGAAACAGGCCCCAGAGCAGCAGGAGCAACAAGAGCAGCAACGGGAGCAGCAGCAACACAAAAACGGGGAGGGGAGAGUCCCGGCUGACGCCGUUGCUGCAGUUGAGGAGAACAAGCACAGCAGCCCCAGCAGCAAGAGCUCAAGCAAUAAGCGCAGCAGUCGCAGCAGCAGCAGUCGCAGCAGCAGCAGCCGGAAGGAAAAGCGCAGCAGCAGCAGAAGCCAUUCAAGAGAUUCUAAACGUGUAGAGGAAGCACCAGCAGCAGCAGCAGCAGCAUUUAAUGUUGACGAGAUCUCUUUUCCUGACCCUGCACCGUUGCCAGAAGCAGCAGCUGCUGCUGCUCCUGAGGCUGCUGCUGCUGCAGCAGCUCCACCACAAAGUGCCGCAGCUCUAGGUACGCAUGAAGUGCGCGGGGCCUCCUUGGAGUUUGGAGAGAACGAAGGUAUGGAAGCAGCAGCAGCUGCUGCUGCUUCUCACAGCAGCUGGAGGCACUUAGGUGCGGCAGACCCUGCAGGAGAGCAGCAGCUGCAGCAACAGCAACAGCAGCGGCAGCAAGCAAGCAACAGACUUAGCAGUGCUGCUACCGCCUUCGAGGAUUUUGGGGCUUUUUCCUCCGCCCUUUCAGACAGUGGCUCUGAUUUUUCCCCUCCUGGUCGGCAGCAGAAGCUGCAGCAGCAGCUGCAGCAGCAACUGCAGCAGCAACUGCAAGAGCAGGUCCAACAGCAGCAGCAGAACCAGAAGCAGCAUGACAGCAGCAGCAGCAGCAAACAAAAUUCUAUCGAGGAACCCGUCUGGCCUUCGCCCCCUGGCUGGUGGCCCCCAGAGCCGUUCCUCAAUAGUGCGUCUGUGUGGGGCGGGCCUGAUGCCCAGCAGCAGCACCACCACCAGGAGGAGGAACAGCAAUGGCAGCAGCAGGAGGCAAAGGAGAAGCAGCAGAAGCAGCGACACCAAGCUCAAGAGGGCAUCCAUCCUCUGGGGAGUCCUUUAGAGAAGAAGGUCUCCUUUUUAGAUUCCUUGGCCGAAGGAGAGAGCUCGGAUGCAGGUUCUGUUGCUGCUGCUCGCAGCAGCUUUGGGCAGCUGCAGCACGAACUGCAGCAGACGCUGCAGCAGCGGGAGGCGGAUGCGGAGGAAGGGGUAUCAAGCAAGGAGACAGCAGCAGAAGACAGCAGCAAAAGCGAGGAGCAGCAACGAGGAGCAGCAGAACUACGUGAGGAGGUGCAUCAGCUGCGGCGGCAGCAGCAGAAGCUGCAGCAACAGCUAGCUGCUGCUGAGGCUGAAGCAGCACAGACAGCAGCAACUCUUGCUGCUAGUGAGGCCGAGCGCGAGGUGCUGCGGGAACAGCUGGAGGAGAAGCAGGAGCAGCUGCAGCAGCUGCAGCAGGACCUGAAAGCUAGCAAAGCAGCACAAAAAGCAGCAGAGGAUUCCUUAGCAGCAACGCAGCAGCUGCUGCAGCAGCGAGCAUCAGCAGCAGAAUUAGCCAAGGAGAUGUGGCUUAAAGAAAGCGAGAGAGCCUCCAAGCUAGCCGAUGACCUAGACAUUGCUGAGCGGACGAUAGCGUUGCAUGAAGAAACAAUUUUAAAUGGCACUGAAGAGCAGCGGCGACUGCAGCGGGAGCUGCAGGGGCUGCAGCGGCUGCUGUAUACAACACCUGCUGUUGUGCAGGCAGCAGCAGCAGCAGCAGCAGCACCAUCAGCAGAAGGCAAAAGGAUUGAUGACCGUCACAAGCAACAGCAACAGGCAGCAGCAGCUGCUGCAGCUGCGGACAGGUCGCUGUCUCCAGGGCGCUGCAGCACCGCAAGCUCUUUGCCUAUGGGCUUAGGCGGUGAUUCCCUUAGGGGCGCGCGCAUCACCGGAAAGCUGCUGCAGCGCCAGCACCAGCAGCAACUGCAGCAGCAGCAGCAGCAGCAGCAGCGGAUGGUGGAUAACCUCUGCAGCAGCACGGCAUGCGUCGAGUCUGUUGCAGACACAGUGGACGAGCCGCUUGCUUCAGGGGACGGUCCCGUGUGGCAUUCAAAUCAACGCGGACUCAAUACGGGAUUGCAGGAUUUAGCAGCAGCAGCGUCUGCAUCAGCAGCAACAGCAGAUGCUGUCUGUCCUUUGCCUCACGUUGCUGCAGCCAGAUGCAUGGACACAGGCUUCUUGCCGCUGCUUCUCACUGACAGCGGCGUGCUUCUAGAGGACGAGACCUUGCAGAUCGGUAUACAGAAGGCAAUAAAGGGUUUAGGGGGUCGCAUUAGUAUUUACUUUGGCAACAAGAGAAGCAGCAUGCUGCAGCAGUUUUGCUGCGAGUUGCUGCUGCCGCGGGAGGGAGGGCUGCUGCUGGAGCCCGAAGAUCCGCAGCAGCAGCUGCAGCAAAUCAGAGGAAGGGAGCAGGUGGCACAAAUUGUGGUUGCUGCUGCUGCUGUUGUGUUGUUUUGCUGCAGCAUUUGCUGCUGCAGUGUGUUGCACCUUUUGAAUACUGCCCAGUUAUGCGGGUCUCCUUUUUCUGCAUGUGUUCUUAACCUCCAUUCGCAGCUGCAAGCCUCAAUGCUUGUCCUUGUCCGCCGCCUCCAACUCGGUGGAGCUCUUGCCUUGUGCGCUGCAGCAGGUGAAGGCCACGCACAGACAUUGGCAGUUGCGGGCAGCAUGCAGCAGCCUCGGGGGCUGCACAUGCAGCAACAGCAACAGCAGCCGCAGCAGCGGGAGGAGGGGGAAGAAGAGCAACAGGAAAGGCAGAAGCAGCAGCAGCAGCACUCCUUCGAUCGCCUAAUUGUCCUUGCCCGGCUUGAGCUGGGAUCGGGGGUGCAUCAAGGCCGAGGGCGAUUGGUGGUGCGGGCUAAUGACGGCGUGCUGAGUGCUGCAGUGCGCUCUGAGCUGUAUGCGCAGCUAUCGAGGGCCCCCGUUGCCUCUUGA
Eimeria maxima is the source of this 4797-nucleotide messenger RNA. RefSeq lists its product as hypothetical. The record is from RefSeq and is a predicted model, not a curated record. The transcript is spliced from 13 exons. Lineage: Eukaryota; Apicomplexa; Conoidasida; Eucoccidiorida; Eimeriidae. The coding region runs from base 1 to 4797 and encodes 1598 amino acids.